Hirsutella rhossiliensis is the source of this 237-nucleotide messenger RNA. RefSeq lists its product as uncharacterized. Lineage: Eukaryota; Fungi; Ascomycota; Sordariomycetes; Hypocreales; Ophiocordycipitaceae. The record is from RefSeq and is a predicted model, not a curated record. Bases 1 to 237 code for a protein of 78 amino acids. The transcript has 2 exons.
AUGAUCGGUGAUGAUCCGAAAUACCAAUAUCCGGUGCAUCCAUCUUUCGACCAUUGGCGGUUUCCCCACGACGACCUUCCCGCCCUCUGGGCAGAACUGGCGAUUGCCCCGGCUGACGCCACGCGCCCAUCUAAGCAGAGAGCUGCCGCAGACAAUCGAGACAUAACUUGCCGAAUAUCCGGGCACUAUAAUGCUACCGAAAUCGCCUAUCUUAUACCCCGGUCGGCCGGCCACUAG